Molecule: messenger RNA, 1521 nt
Organism: Propithecus coquereli (Coquerel's sifaka)
Lineage: Eukaryota; Metazoa; Chordata; Mammalia; Primates; Indriidae
Gene: CAPN14
Product: calpain 14
Biological process (GO): proteolysis
Cellular component (GO): cytoplasm
Molecular function (GO): calcium-dependent cysteine-type endopeptidase activity; calcium ion binding
Source: RefSeq, a predicted model, not a curated record
AUGCUGGCAUCUUCUGGUUCUGGGCUCUCCGGUUCCUGUGAAGACUUGCACUGUGGACAGGUGUCUGAAGCCCUUGUGGACUUCACCGGAGGGAUGACAAUGACCAUCAACCUGGCAGAAGCCCCUUGCCACCUCUGGGACAUCCUAGCCCAAGCCACCUACGGCAGAACCCUCAUCUGCUGCCAGACCCACUCAGGGGAGAAGGUUCUGGAGAACGGGCUGGUGGACGGCCAUGCCUACACUCUCACUGGACUCAGGAAGGUGACCUGCAAAUAUGGACCUGAAUAUCUAGUUAAGCUACGGAACCCCUGGGGGAAAGUGGAAUGGAAAGGAGACUGGAGUGACAGUUCAACUACAUGGGAGCUGCUGAGCCCCAAGGAGAAGAUUCUGCUUCUGAGGAAACAUAAUGAUGGAGAAUUCUGGAUGACACUGCAGGACUUUAAAGCAAAUUUCAUGCACCUUGUCAUCUGUAAACUGACCCCAGGGCUGCUGAGUCAGGAGGUGGGCAAGAAGUGGACGUACACCGUGCGGGAGGGGAGAUGGGAGAAGGGGCGCACAGCUGGUGGCCGGAUGAAGGCGCAGGGAGGCACAUUUUGGAAGAACCCGCAGUUCCUGCUGUCCGUCUGGAGGCCUGAGGAGGGCAGGUCCCUGAGGCCCUGCAGCGUGCGGGUGUCUCUGCUCCAGAAGCCCAGGCACAGGCACCGCCCCCGGAAGCCUCACCUCGCCAUUGGCUUCUACCUCUUCUGGGUAGGUGACUAUGAUGACCAGAAGAGACUGCCCCCUGCCUUUUUCCAGAGGAGCGCUCCCCUGAGCCAGCCUGAGGUGUUUCUCACGGAGAAAGAAGUGAGUCGGGAGCUGUAGCUGGAGCCAGGGACGUACCUCAUCGUGCCCUGCUGGGCGGAGGCCCACCGGGAGUCAGAGUUUGUCCUCAGGGUCUUCUCCGGGAAGCACGUUUUUUAUGAAACUGGCAGCAAUUCCAGUGUUGUCUUCUCUAAGGAGCUAGAAGACCAAAAUGAAGGGCAGAAUGAAUUCUUCGCCAAAAUCUUUGAAAAGUAUCCAGAAAUUAAAGCAGUUCAACUGCAGAAGAUCCUGAACCGCAUGCACUGGUCAAGUCUAGGGAGCGCACAGCCCUUCUUCAGCCUUGAAGCCUGCCAGGGGAUGCUGGCCUUGCUGGACCUUAACGCGUCAGGUACUGUGAGCAUCCAGGAAUUCAGGGACCUGUGGAAGCAGCUAAUGCUCUAUCAGGAGGUCUUCCACAAGCAAGACAAAAACGGAUCAGGCUACCUGAACUGGGCACAGCCGGGCGCCAUGAGGGAGGCAGGAAUCGUGCUCAGUGAUGACGUGUGCCAGCUGAUGCUGAUCCGCUACGGCGGCCCCAGCCUCCAGAUGGACUUCGUCAGCUUUGUGCAUCUGAUGCUGCAUGCGGAGAACAUGGAGGAAGUUUUCCAAAAUUUAACCCAAGAUGGCAAAGGAAUAUACCUCCAGAAGCCAGAGUGGCUGAUGCUGAAACUGUACUCCUGA